GUUCAAAUCAGUUGUUACCACUGCAUGGCUGUGUGCAGUAACGCGACUUUUAGCAAACGUUUGGUAAAAAAGGAAAUAGCAAAAAAAAACUCGGCUAAAGACGUGAUAGUAAAAAAUUAAACCUCUUUACGAGCGUUGGCGAAGGUUAAAAUCAAACGAUUUCUGUUUAUUGAUUUCAAAAAAUAAAAUACAAACGUGUACACAUUUAAUACAUAGAAGCGAACAAGCAAAUGCGAGUAGAUAUGUGAGCGGGAAUUUGAAUGAAUUCCGUCAACUCGUAAAUGACUAGUUUUGUGUUAAUCAAUUUCAAUGCGAUGCUUAUUCCAUUGUAACGCCUUCGAAACGUAACAACGCGUGCCGUGAUACAAGUGAUACAUACAUACAUACGGGUACCUUGCAACAUCCACUGUGUGUACGAGUGUUUUUUCGUUACUGUUAGAGUAUUUACUUAACUCGCCGGUCAGUUUGGAAAAAUGUUAAAAUUCCUGGUUGGAAAUGUGCUCUGUGUGGUUUUGUUUGUGAUUUGUGGCUUUGUCACCAGCGUCGUUGCCAAGCCUACGAUCAACUUUAGUUUGCCACAAAGUUUUCAGGGUUUCCCAUCUAUCGCCUCGUUCACGCAGCAGUACUUCGAGAGUCGAAAUUUGCGGCAGAUGAAAACUUACAGCGGCAAGCGGCUCACAAAUGAAUCGUUAAUAAUGAUUUAUUAUCAUGACUCGACCAUAGCGGUGACCGAAUUGGGGCCUGAGAAGCUGUUGUUGGGUUGCGAAUUAAUUGAGAUCUAUAAUGACAACGAUGGAAAAACCUUGCUGGAAGGACUCUCCAAAUACAAUCGUCCACUACGGAUAACAUUCGACGAAAUGCUGAAACUGAUGAAUCAAUGCGAGCGUGUCGACAAAUUAACGUAUUCGUCACGAAGUCGCGGCAAAUCCAUAGAUGUCAGUGCGAGCAACGAUAGUUCAACGAAUAAUGGUGUUUCCAAUUUGGCAGCAAACAUAUUUCCGAAAAGUCCAUUUUCGCUAUUGAGCGGCAUAAUACCAGGCACAAAAUGGUGUGGCACCGGCGACAUUGCGGAAACCUACAGCGACUUGGGCACUGAAAUGGAUAUGGAUCGGUGCUGUCGCCAGCACGAUUUGUGUCCCGUGAAACUACGUGCCUAUCAAAAUAAAUACGAUCUGAUGAAUGAUUCCCUAUAUACAAAGUCCCAUUGUAUAUGUGAUGAUAUGCUCUACUCCUGUCUCAAAAGUGCCAACACACCGGCGGCACAGUUCAUGGGCUCAAUUUACUUCAAUCUGGUGCAAGUGCCCUGCUUGGCUGGCAGCAAUGACAAAUAUCGCUUCCGUGCGGCGAAAGAGGGUUUCUAAGUGAACAGGCGAAAAAUGGCACAAUUUUAGGGGGAAAAACGGUAUAAAAUUUUUGAGGUGGGAAUCAGCCAAACUUGUGUAAAAUAUGGUAUUUUGUUUUUGUACUAAACAUUAUUUGUUGUAUAACAUUUUGUUAUAAUUUUUUGUUAGCACUUAAGUACGAAGAUAAAGUAAGAAUACAGAUUUUUUAUUUAUUUAUAUUUUUUCAUAAAAGAAAAAUAAAA
Molecule: messenger RNA, 1585 nt
Organism: Ceratitis capitata (Mediterranean fruit fly)
Lineage: Eukaryota; Metazoa; Arthropoda; Insecta; Diptera; Tephritidae
Product: Phospholipase A2 isozymes PA3A/PA3B/PA5
Exons: 6
Coding region: 474-1361 (295 amino acids)
Biological process (GO): arachidonate secretion; phospholipid metabolic process
Source: RefSeq, a predicted model, not a curated record